GUUAAAACUUGGCUGAAACCGGCCAGUUUGGACGAAUCACGCUAAAUUGGCCAAAUUCUUUUUCAACCUAAUCGACGGUACAAACCGGUUCGGAACGUUCGGAGUAGGGAAGUGGUGCGAUGAGGUGAUAACGUGGACAAUUGCAGAGCUACACAUGUUCUGGUGGCGAGGAAACGAAAGAAACCCAAAGCUCUUAUGGCCAAAUGGUUUCAUCAUCUCCCUCGCCAUGUCUUGCUAUCAAAUUCCGUUUCUCCUUCGACCCUGUUCACGUCCUUGAUUGCCGAUGGCUGCUUCGGUAUUCCAGGCGGCUUGCUUCCAUCAAUGCAGGUCCAAUUCUCCCCUCUCUUCCAUCUCCAACUCACCCAUCAGAAGAACGUCAGUUUUGGCGCGAAGCUCUAACGGUCAGCAAAACCCUUCUUCCUCUUCCAACGGCUCUCUCUCUCUCAAUGACAAGAAAGCAUUCCCAGGGAAGGCGGAGGCGGAUGUGGUGGUAAUUGGGAGUGGGAUCGGUGGGCUGUGUUGUGCUGGACUUCUUGCUAGAUACGGGCAGGAUGUUGUGGUGCUGGAAAGCCAUGAUCAGCCUGGUGGAGCUGCUCAUUCCUUUGAGAUAAAGGGCUACAAGUUCGAUUCUGGUCCGUCCUUGUUCUCUGGGUUUCAGUCUAAAGGUCUUCAGGCUAACCCUCUUGCACAGGUUCUUGACGCAUUGGGUGAAUCAGUUCCAUGCUCAAGUUACGACUCCUGGAUGGUGUAUGUUCCUGAAGGCGAGUUCUUGUCACGUAUUGGACCGACAGAAUUCUAUAAGGAUCUUGAAAAGCAUGCAGGCCCUAAUGCAGUUCAAGAAUGGAAGAAACUUCUUGACGCUAUACUUCCAUUAUCAGCAGCUGCAAUGGCCCUGCCACCCUUGUCUAUUCGAGGUGAUCUCGGUGUUCUGUCAACUGCUGCAGCUAGAUAUGCACCUUCUCUAUUGAAAUCUUUUGCUGAGAUGGGUCCUCGGGGAGCCUUUGGUGCAACUAAGCUUCUCCGACCCUUCUCAGAGAUUGUCGACUCCCUAGAACUGAAAGAUCCUUUCGUCCGAAAUUGGGUGGAUCUUUUGUCUUUCCUUCUAGCCGGGGUCAAAUCUACUGGUGUACUCUCAGCAGAGAUGAUUUACAUGUUUGCAGAAUGGUACAAACCAGGUUGUAGCCUUGACUACCCCAUUCAUGGUAGUGGGGCUAUCGUGGAAGCCCUUGUACGUGGGCUUGAGAAGUUUGGUGGGCGUAUCUCUUUAAGAAGCCAUGUCAACAAGAUAGUCGUGGAAAACAAUAGGGCUAUCGGGGUUGAGCUUAGAAGUGGCCAAUUUGUGCGAGCAAGGAAAGCCGUGAUAAGCAAUGCGUCUAUGUGGGACACUGCCAGUUUGUUGCCUAAAGAAACACUUCCAAAGUCAUAUGUAGACAGGAUCAACACCACACCUCAGUGUGAAUCGUUCAUGCAUCUCCACUUAGGCUUUGAUGCAACUGGUUUGCGAGAUGAUCUGGGAAUUCAUCACAUAGUCGUGAAUGAUUGGGAGAGGGGAGUGGAUGCGGACCAGAACGUGGUUCUUAUAUCAGUUCCUAGCGUUCUCAGUCCGGACUUGGCUCCUCCAGGGAAGCAUGUCUUGCAUGCCUAUACCCCUGGAACUGAGCCAUUUGAGCUGUGGGAAGGGAUGGACCCCAAAAGCAAUGAAUACAAGCAGCUCAAACAGGAGAGAUCAGAGGUGAUGUGGAAAGCCGUGGAGCGUGCUCUGGGUCCAGGAUUCGAUCGAGAGAAACUCGAGGUGAAGCUGAUCGGAACUCCAUUGACACAUAAGAGAUUCCUCAGGAGGAACAGAGGGACCUAUGGACCUGCAAUCGAAGCUGGUAAGGGCACAUUUCCUGGACACUCUACUCCCAUAUCUCAGCUUUACUGCUGUGGGGACUCCACGUUUCCUGGGAUCGGAGUCCCUGCAGUUGCUGCUAGUGGUGCCAUUGUUGCCAACUCCCUCGUCUCAGUGGCUCAACACAACCAGCUUCUCGACGCCAUUGGAAUCUAAAGCUACCUCCUGCAACAGCUUCUCGACGCGCCAUUGAGUCAUCGUGCAGUUUACUGUGAAAUAGAGACAUCAUUGACGAGAUUUUCUUGUUUGUUUCAUCGAAAGUCAAAGCCCGAGGGGUGUUUUUUUUUUGGUCUCAGUGUUGUUGUCUGGAAGCAAGAACUUCGAGAUUGCCAAGGUUGACUGCCAUUGACAUCUUGGAGUCUUCUGUUUUAGUAAGGGCAGCAAAGUAACAGCAAUUAGAAUUGUUCAAAGGUCCAUUCAUUGACAACGUAGUUGUUGGAUUAUCGUACCAGUCAAAGUCUACUGCCAUGGAAAUGAUAUUAACUACUAUAUUAAGUCUUUCCUUGCUCCUCCAUAGUCAAAUAGCAGGCCUGCAAAGAAAGGGAAAACAGGGUAUUAUUAUGGUGGGUGCUCCCAUGCUCAUGAAACUCAUCAAUGCGCAUGACGUGAAGUGAGAAAAAGAAGAUAAGCUUUUGUAAAUAGUUUCAUGGUGCAUAUUCAAUUGUCAGUAUAGGACCCUUUUUCUUAGGAUUGAAAUUUGAAAUAAAAAAGCUUAGGCAUUUGGUUGGUUGUGGUAUAUUUACCUAAGAGAACAUAUAUUAGAAGAUAGUAGAAAUGAGUGAACCUGUUAUCCUGUCAAUUCUAGAGUUGAGUCUUUUCAAAGAUCACGAUCCGCUUUAGCUAAUAAAAGAUCUUAACUUAA
Molecule: messenger RNA, 2753 nt
Organism: Linum trigynum
Lineage: Eukaryota; Viridiplantae; Streptophyta; Magnoliopsida; Malpighiales; Linaceae
Source: the annotation of a GenBank genome assembly